Chelonia mydas (Green sea turtle) is the source of this 15047-nucleotide messenger RNA. It is a transcript of the gene AKAP13, whose product is annotated as A-kinase anchoring protein 13. Gene Ontology annotation, cellular component: actin cytoskeleton; membrane. The transcript is spliced from 41 exons. The coding region runs from base 767 to 9199 and encodes 2810 amino acids. Gene Ontology annotation, molecular function: MAP kinase scaffold activity; guanyl-nucleotide exchange factor activity. Gene Ontology annotation, biological process: positive regulation of canonical NF-kappaB signal transduction; regulation of Rho protein signal transduction; adrenergic receptor signaling pathway. The record is from RefSeq and is a predicted model, not a curated record. NCBI's taxonomy places the organism in Eukaryota, Metazoa, Chordata, Testudines, Cheloniidae.
AUUCUCAACAGUUGACAAGAAGGGGUGAAUAUCAUCAGAGGGAAAAUUACUAUUGUCAUUUUAAUACUGUACAUCUCUGAGAUGUAACUGUGUUGUCCGAUGGGGAACGAUGACCUACCCGCGAAAGCUCAUCUCAGGACUGCGGGGCAGGAGAUCUUGGGCAAGCCACUUAAGUGACCCGUGCCUCAGUUUCCCCACCUGUAAAGCGAGGAGGGUAACAGGCAAGUCACGCGGGGAGGAAGCGUGGCGAGGAUCAAUCUAUGCAAGCUGGUAAAGCGCUCUGGGAGGGGCAGGAGCUGGGACCUGCCCGGAGAAGCCUUUUGAUGAAGUCCCUGCUCAGCUGCUGAAUCCUCCGCUCCCGCAAAAAGCACCCACCGGAGCCAGCUCCACUCCCCGUCCAAGCAUCUCCCACGCGUGAACUCCAGCCGCCCGGGGAGCCGCGAGCCCCCGGGCCGUGCAAUCAGCGCGGCCUCCCGCUCCCUCCCGCGCGCUCGGAGGAGGAACCUAGGGGGACGGAGAAGGGGGUCUCCUCCUCUGCCCCCCCACCCCCGCCUCCUAGAUGGCGCAUGCGUGAUAGCUCAGGGCUGCUCGUCGGGCCAGCGGAGGGAGGGAGCCGCCGGGAGCGCUCGGGUGCCGCCGCCUGUUGCACCAGCGCCCCGCGCCGCCAGCCAUUGUCCCCCGCUCCCCGCCGCCGCUGCAGGAGGCCGAGCAGCCCCGCCCGCGGGGUCUCCCUUGGAUUUUAAUAUCAGAAAAUUGUGUGUCUCUGAUGAGAACUUUGCUUAGUGUUCGGGUCAUGAAACUUAAUCCACAGCAAGCUCCAUUAUAUGGUGACUGUGUUAUUACAGUGCUGCUGACUGAAGAAGAUGAACUUGAAGAUGAUGUAGUUUUUUACUUGGUGUUUACUGGCUCCACUGUCCAACACUGCACAAGCACUAGAAAAAUUAAUCGUGGGACACUGGAGACCAUUGCUCCCGGCCAUGACUGCUGUGAGACAGUGAAGGUGGCACUUUGCACUGCCAAGGAAGGGCUUCCUGUUCUAGUGGUGGCAGAGGAAAGUUUUCAGUUCAUUCAGGACGAGGCCUAUGAUGCAGCUCAGUUCCUAGCAACCUGUGCUGGCAACCAGCAAGCACUGAACUUCACAAGAUUCCUGGACCGGUCAAGGCCUCCCUCUGGGGAUGUGGAUUUUCUGGAUGAGAAAGUGGCUUUGGCAUUUCGGCAUCUGAAACUGCCAGCAGAAUGGAAUGUGUUGGGAACAGACCAGACGCUCAAUGAGAGUAGCCCCCGGGAGACGUUGUUGCAUUUUGCAGUGAGGCUGGGCCUUCUGAGGUUGACAUGGUUUCUGCUACAGCAGCCAGGUGGAAGAGGAGCUCUUUGUAUCCACAACAACGAAGGGGCCACACCUGUGAGCUUGGCAUUGGAGCGGGGCUAUCAGAAGCUGCAUCAGCUUUUGACAGAAGAGGAAGCUGGUGAACCGGACUCUUGGAGCACUUUGUCUCAUAUAGUGCACUCGGGGGACUACUGUGUGAAAUACCACCUUGGGCUGAAUGUUUAUACGCUAACGGCUGAAGCCAAGGAAGGAGCAAAGGCCAGCAUGGAGCAUGACAUAGAGCAGCUCCGGCAAUACAUAGCGAGCCACCAGCACACGAUCCUGACUCAUCCCUGCAAAGAGAAGGCCAGUUAUAUCCUGAGGGCAGAAGAACAUUGCUUGGAGCACAGGGUAGCUCCCUGCAGUGUGGUUGGGUCAGUGGGCGGGGAGUGUGAGAAUGCAGCGAAACAGCCAGAGCCUGAGCUGAGAACUUCAGAGGAUAACUGCAAUAUAGGAACAGAGGUGGAGGGUUUUCCGGCGGCUGCAGCCUCCCUCUCAGAAGAAAUGCCGACAGAAGAAAGCAAAGAAUGCCCUUCUGCACUAGUUAACUUUGAUGUGAGGCAGCUCUCAGCCCCAACAGGCCAAAAAGAGAACCAGUGUGACAGUGGGAGUUUGGCAGUGCUUAACGACACAUCAAGUGAUUUGUUGAGCCUGGCGGGUAUAGACAACCCAGAGUUUUCCUGUGAAAGUAAAAACACAGCUACGUUGAGUAAAAAGGAAGAGGAGGGGCCAGCCGCUAUUGUAGACUCUGGGACUGUAUCAGAUAAAAAUGACUGCACGCUGAGCUCAGGUUCUGGAGUAAGUGGUGCUGCAAGCCUUCCAUCCUGUGGAAAUACAAAUGCGGAAACAGGAAUGACAUCCAGUGGAGUUGUUUUGAGUCAAGCCAGCCUGUGUAGUAGAGAUAAUACCCAACAGGAAGUGCAAAUCGUUGAAGAGUGCGCAACUGAAAGCGCUGUUACUGUGGCCGAAACUGCAUGCGAAGCCCCAACGCCCUUUGAGGGUGUGGAUGUGGCUAUGGGCCAGGCAGAAUGCAAGAACUGUACAGGGUCUGUGGAUGCUGCUUCAAUCCAGCAGCAUGUGGAGAAUGGAGAGGAUGAGACUCGGGGAUUAAGAACUUCAAGUCUGAAAGAACUGCCCCCCGCAAGUGGGGUGCUGAUCCAUGCUAGUGAGCCCUUACUUGCAGUGUCACCAAAAUCUCCAAGAGAAGGUGGGGAAUGUGGAGCUGGACAAGGGAUGCAGGCACAGGAUAAUGCAAAUGUACGUGUUGACAGUGAUAUUAUCCCUGUUGGCCAUUGGGAGACAAGUGGCAGCAAAGAGAGUGGAACAGACUCGAACACCAAAAAUGCAAAGAUUGGUUUGCCAGAGGGCGUAGUCCAAGGUGAACCCCUUGUAAAGCAGAGGCAGAGUAUGAUUCCCAACACUAGAGAGGAGCUGCUGGUUGUGACUGAAAUAAAGGUUUCAGAGAAUGCACUGGAACGUGAUCCUGUUGUUUUGGAAGUGAACAACAAUAGAAAGAGUGGUGAGCAGGGUGUGCAGGUGGAAAAUGGAAACGCAGACAUUGGGCUGAAUGAACUGGUUUUGAGUGACAAUGUGCGGAAUAAUUCUGAAAUGAAAAACAAUCCCCUUGACAGGCCUGGUCCAAGUGAUGCAGAGUCUGUGUGUUGCCUUGAAAGCAGUAAAACCAUUGCAAUUCUAGCUGAAGGCGAAGGUGACAGUGAAGCCCUUAAAAAGAUGUCACCGAGAACUGAAACUACUGGCAGAGGAAACACAGAUUCAGCAGAGGAAGGCCAGCGGUCUGCUGGCAAUUGCCACACUGAGAAUCAAGCUGUUUUAAAAGGUGAAAUGUGUGACAGCUUAAAACCGGAGACUGCUUCAGCUAGCAAAUGUGAGCCUGGGUCACAACCUCCACUUGACGCAGGUUUGUCCUCAGCAGAAAAAGAGCAUCUGCCAAACCGAUUGGUGACGUCAGAAAGUAUUUCCGAACAGGAGGGGGUUGGCAAGCAAAUGAAAUCAUUUUCGUCUCCCUUAUUUAAAGGAGAUGUACAACAGGGACAGGCAGUCGGUCAGGAGAGAGAUGCUGCAGUGGCACCUCCAGGACAGGAGGCGUCUGUGCAUGGUAAUGAUCCUGUCUUCUCUUCAUGUGGCAUGGGGACAGAGUGUAUCCAGGAUAAUUUAAUGGACACACCCUCUGCAAUUCAUAAUAAAGAAUCUAAACAAAACCAGGAAGUAGCAGCAGGAGCAGAGACGGCAGUGCUUGCUGAACAGGACAGUUCUGUGCAUCGUAAGAUAACAGCAGAAACUGGCUUGCCCAAAGACAGCGUGGAAAAAGAGGACUCUGACGAGAAAAGUCUGUCACAGCCGGCUGAAGAGAGCAAAGCUGAACCCAGUCAGGAGCUGUGUGAAAGUGGGACACUUGGCAAAGAAAAGGGUUUGUCCGAGGAGCCUGCUGCUACUGUGAAAUCCUCUGUUUGCCGUCAGGGCGAGGAAUCUGCAGCAAAUGACAGUAACGCAGAUAUUGGGCUGAAAGGGGAAAUCUCCUGUCAGGAAGCGGAUGACAAUGCAACAGUGGAUGCAGAAGAAAGUAUUGUACAAGGGUCUGAAUCAGAGUAUAAAUCGCUGGAUGCGAAGAAUGACCCUCCUCCCGACGCAAUGUUGAACCAAGAACGUGAUCUCAGUCAGGGGGCACAGGGAGGCUCUCUGCAAAACAAAGCACCAGAAUUAAAGGAGGUCUCUGUUAUGGAAGCACCUUCUGUUGCCUUUGAGAAUAGAGCACCUCUAGGUAUAGCUGAGACAUCCACAAUACCAGGUGAUCCAGAAGAGGAGGAGGAUAUGAACAAUGUACUCUCCAGAGCAUCGCUUCAGCCUAUUGCAGAAGAACCCCCCUGCGACAGCGACUCCAGCACUGACACUGUCUGUUUGGCCAGUGAGAGCGAAGCUGGGUCUGAAGUGAAAGAAGCCCAGCAACAGGUCUUGGAUUGGCCCAACAAAGACCAAGAGGAGCAGAGCAAUGCCAUGCUGGAAGCGUGUCUCUCACAGUCACAUCCAUACAAUAUCAAUGCUGCUGCUGAGCUUACAGAUGAUGCUGGGGCAAAGAGCUUGGUUCCAGAGGCUGAUGGCUCCUGGCUGGAUGGAUUUGUUUCUAUAUUGGAAACGCCUUCUGUCCCUGAGUCUGCAGUUGGGAAGCUAGAGAGUGUACCCGUUGGGGUUCUCCCCCCAUCCCCUUCCAAAGCCGGAGUGAUUACGGGAGACAUCCUUAAUGGAGAAAUGGAUUUAAGUUUGCAGUUUGAUGAACCAACGAAAAGGGGGGAUGCAAGCUCAGAAGUCCUAGGAUCUGAGCCUGUUACAGAAAAGCUGGAGAUGAAAAUUGAAGAUGAGGUGGAUUUUUUGAAAGACCUCAGAGAGCAUGCAGUUUCUGAAGGAACAAUAAACCGUGAAAGCUGGUGUUCAAUAGAGCCAUGUUCAGAUCCGUCACUGCUGGAGCCAACGCAAACUCAUGAAUCUAGAGAAUGUGAACAUUUCCUGGAGGAUGGGCUGAGUGGAGACUGUGCCUCAUCACAGGGUGUCCUGAAAAGAGAAACUGGAAUCGAGUCUGAACUCUUCCCUUUGCCUGGCGAUGGGAUGGAUGACAUCGUCUUUGGAAAGCAGCCUGAAGAGGAGCCGUGUGCUUGUGAUGUCACCAGUUACAGCUCAUCAGCAGAUGACACAGUGUCUUUGGAGAGGAAUUCCUCCCUUGGGAGUGACAUAUCCCUUCCACAUGCUCUAAACCUCAACAGGCCUAAGGAGAGGCACACUGUGGAUGGCAGCUGCAUUAACAUGGGAGCCGCAGGGGGACGGGAGAGUGAACUUGGUGGCUCAGGCGAAAUGGAAGAAGAGAUGGACAGUAUUACAGAAGUGCCUGCCCACUCCUCUGUCUUAAGAAAUUCCAUGCGACCACUGUCACCAUUCCGACGGCACAGCUGGGGGCCAGGGAAGAAUGCUGCCAAUGAGGCAGAAAUCAAUCACAGGAGUUCAAUGCGAGUUCUGGGGGAUGGUAUAAGGAAGCCUCCCAUUCAUAGGAGAAGUUUGAGCUGGUGUCCCUCUGGAGUACAGUACAUUACCAUGGGUGCUGACUUUAAUUGUAGAAGUUACAGCCUAGAAGGCCUUGCAGGAGACUCCGAUGAUAACAAGAAGCCCUCCUCAAAUUUAGAGACUUCCUCUUUGAGUUCCAAAGACCUCAGGCGAAGUCCACUUGCUAAUGAUGAACGUGGCUCCUUGGUCUCACUCACUGAAGAGGAAGUAGAAUCUGAGCAGGGGGAAAUCAGAGGGUUUGACCAUCAGACACGCCAAAGAUCACAGCCACAUGGAUUUAAUUUCUGUACUUCUGCCACUUCUCCGCUGACCAAAUCUAUUUCGCUAAUGACAAUCACUCAACCAGGACUAGACACCCAGAGACGGACUCGACCAUCCGGACGAAUCUCCUUCUCCUUCAACAUCUCUCCGCUCAUCCCUAAGUCUAAAACUCUCUUUUCUAUUGGCUCUUCUUCCAGUGAUGAGGAGGAGGAGGAGUUGGAUAGCACUCGAUCGUUCAACAGCACCAGUAGUUCAUUGUCUCAGAGUGUGUCUGAAGAGAGCGGCAACUUCUUGCCUCCCAGCCCCUCCAGGAAAGAUUUAGAAGGGAAAAGUGGAACAAAAGUCAGUCGCACCUUCAGCUACCUCAGGAAUAAAAUGUCCAGCAGCAAGAAGAGCAAAGAAAAAGAGAAAGAUAAGGAGAAGACUAAAGAGAAGGACAAAGAUUCCAAGGAGAAAGAAAAAGACAAGAAGAUGUUAAAUGGACACCUCUUCAGUGCAGCCCCUACUGUGGGUCCAAUCAACUGUUACCACUGUAUGAAACCUUUCAACAAAGAUUCAUACCUCUGUGCAAACUGCAAUGCAAUUGUUCACAAAGGCUGUAAGGAGAGUCUCAUAUCCUGUGCAAAAGUCAAAAUGAAGCUACAAAAAGGGAUGCUUCAGGCACACGAUACCUCUUCGUUACCCACAGUAAUUAUGAGAAACAAGACCUCACAACCUAAGGAGCGCCCUCGGUCUGCAAUACUUGCCCCUGAUGAAAGCACCGUAACCUCAAUAUUCAAUAACAGGAGAUCACAGCAGACUACAACACUUUCAAAAAGCGUCUCAAUACAGAACAUUGCAGGAGUUGGCAGUGAUGAAAGCAUAGUACAUACUUGGAAAUUCCUGUCACAGUCAACAGACUCUUUACAUAAAAUCAGCCGGGUGAAUGAAUCCACGGAGUCGCUAACUGAUGAGGGUGCAGACAUGAAUGAAGGACAACUCAUGGGGGACUUCGAGAUGGAUUCCAAGCAGCUGGAGGCAGAAUCCUGGAGUCAAGUAGUGGACAGCAAGUUUUUGCGGCAGCAAAAGAAGGAUGUCGUCAAACGGCAAGAUGUCAUAUAUGAACUGAUGCAGACAGAGAUGCAUCAUGUCCGCACUCUGAAGAUCAUGAGUGAUGUGUACAGCAGGGGGAUGCUGGAGGAGCUGCAGUUUGAACAGCAAAUGGUGGAAAAGGUCUUUCCUUGCCUGGAUGACUUGCUGAACAUCCACAACCAGUUCUUCCAGCGGAUUCUGGAGAGGAAGAAAGAGUCCCUGAUGGACAAAAGUGAAAAGAACUUUGUUAUCAAGAGGAUAGGAGACAUCCUGGUGAAUCAGUUUUCCGGUGAGAAUGGGGAGCGAAUGAAGAAAACUUACGGCAAAUUCUGCGGGCACCACAACGAGGCUGUCAAUUAUUUCAAAGACCUGCAGUCAAAAGAGAAGCGUUUUCAGGCAUUCAUCAAGAAAAAAAUGAGCAGCACGGUGGUGAGGCGCCUGGGGAUACCUGAGUGCAUCUUACUAGUAACUCAAAGGAUCACAAAGUAUCCCGUGAUACUACAAAGAAUAUUACAAUAUACCAAAGAAAACGAAGUGGAACAUCAAGACUUGACCCAGUCACUAAACCUGGUUAAAGAUGUGAUUGCUGCAGUCAAUAGCAAAGUCAACAACUAUGAAAAGAAAACGCGUCUUACUGAGAUCUACACCCGGACGGACAGCAAGUCCAUCAUGAGGAUGAAGAGCGGCCAGAUGUUUGCCAAGGAGGACUUGAGACGUAGGAAACUUAUCCGAGAUGGGCCUGUCUCACUGAAAAACUCAGCUGGGAGACUGAAAGAGGUCCAGGCUGUCCUCCUCUCAGACAUGCUGAUAUUCCUUCAGGAAAAGGACCAGAAGUAUGUCUUUGCCUCAUUGGACCAGAGAUCCACUGUAAUCUCUCUGAAGAAACUGAUAGUACGAGAAGUGGCCCAUGAGGAAAAGGGUUUAUUCCUGAUUACCACCGUAGUGAAAGAUCCAGAGAUGGUAGAAGUCCACGCCAGCUCCAAGGAGGAACGCAAUAGCUGGAUACAAAUAAUUCAGGACACAAUUAACACCAUGGACAAAGAUGAAGAUGAAGGAAUCCCGAGUGAAUCAGAACUGGAGAAGAGAGUAUUGGACACCAAAGCCAGAGAGUUAAAAGAACAGCUUCAGCAGAAAGAUCAGCAGAUCCUAGUGCUGCUGGAGGAAAAGGAGAAGAUUUUCCGGGAUAUGACUGACUGUAGCAUGCCAGAGGAUGGCUCGGUUUCCAGAGUGCUGUUCAGGUCCAAUACAGAGGAGGCACACAAAGGGGAGACCAUUAUGAAAAGUGCAAUAAACGAGGUUGAAUAUUUGCAAAGCUUGAUCAGUAGGAGUCUAGGGAGUGCACUUGGGGCUGCUGACCUGCUGCCAAACGCUGAGCAAGAAGGGGGCGUUGGCCCCAUCUCCCUUCCUAGAAGAGCAGAAACUUUUGGAGGAUUUGACAGUCAUCAGAUGAAUGCAUCCAAGUGUGGAGAGAAAGAUGAAAGUGAUGAUGCUCAGGAUCUUCGGAGAACAGAAUCAGACAGCAUUUUGAAGAAGGGCGGAAAUGCGAAUUUGAUGUUCGUGUUGAAAAGAAACAACGAGCACGUUCUCCAAAGCAUUACCUACCUCCACAAGCUGCUCAGCACUUUGCAGGCUGUAGUCUUGCAGCAGGAUACUUAUAUUGAGGAUCAGAAGCUGGUUCUCAGUGAGAGAGCGCUGACACGGAGCUCCUCCCGGCCAAACUCCUUGAUCGAGCAGGAGAAACAGCGGAGCCUGGAGAAGCAGCGGCAGGAGCUGGCCAACCUGCAGAAGCAGCAGGCCCAGCACCAGGAGGAGAAGCGGAGGAGGGAGAAGGAGUGGGAGGCCCGGGAGAAGGAGCUGACAGAGCGGGAGGUGCGGCUGGCCCAGCGAGAGGAGCAGGCACAGAAGGGGCACAAGGAUCUGGAAAGGGAGAGGGAAGAGCUGAAGCGGAGGAAAGAAGCCUACCAGAUGGAUCUGGAGCGGCUGCGCGCAGCACAGAAACAACUGGAGAGGGAGAAGGAUCAACUCAAGAGAGAUGUGUCACGAUUACCCCCAGUGCAGAUGGAGCCUGACCUCAGACAGGUUUCAAAUCCCCAUGAUAAAACGGUGAGGAUCCCCUCCCAGCCCACUGCUGAGGACUCCAUGCAGCACGGUUCUUCCCUACCCAAACAGGGGCACUUUGAUGCAGGACUAUCUGUGUCGCCCAAAAGGAACAGUCUCUCAAGGACACACAAAGAGAAAGGCACUUUCCACUUGCUUAGCGCAACGAACCAGACUAACAAGGCAGCCGAGGUGCAGCAGCCCACCCGCCUCUUCGGUUUAUCGAAGCCAAAGGAGAAGAAGGACAAGAAGAAAAAGGGCAAAGGACACCGCUCCCAACCUGCUGAUGCUCAUUCAUCAGAAGCACCACCAGAGGGCGAGGAGAUCUUCUGCUGAAUGUCUGCUCCUAAUUCUGCAGGGAUGAGCCUCCCUCUCCACUGUACUGUGUUAGAAGCUGUACAGGCAUCUGAGGGGGCCAAAGCAUGAGCAGCUCGCCCUUGCACAUCAGUCAUUCUCAGCCUUUGUACAGCACAUUUUGCUGCACACUCCUGGCUCCUGCACCCGACCAGCUCUCUGUGUGUUAAAUAAAACAUUUGUAAAGGCUGCAGAUGGUGGGAAAGGGGCUCUGUCCUGCGGUUUUUUAAUGAAUUCUGGCUGCAGAGGCUGACCACACUGCAAACAGCACCCACUUCGGGUGCAAAUCUUGGUUGAAAGUAGGAAUGGAUGUUCCCAGUCUCUUCUUAUUGCUAAAGGAUGAAAGACUAUGGCCCAAGGGGUCUGUGCCUCCAAAUUCUCCUUUCCUGGGGAAUACAACCAAAACCAAGCAUUUAGCAAAAGGCCAGGAUUCUGCAAAUGGUGCGUACACACUGGCAUAUAGAUAUACUAUAUAUAUAUGUAUGUGUCUAUGUAUCCACUGGGAUAUACUUACAGUCUGUACAGACAAGCUGGGUUAGCUUAGCUCGGCCCAAGGAUACCUGAUGACUUUCAGGGAGCAUGUAGAUAUUAAAUAUCUUAGCCUUAAUGCUCAGAGUGUAUCUUUAUUGGUCCUCAUGCCCCUUCCAAGCACAUUGUAUGUUACAUGCUUCAUUUCAGAAAGGUACCAAACACUAGGCAGCAGCAACAGUGGAAAAAAAAAUACAAUCAAAAGUUACUCCCAAGGAUUUCUUUGGGGCAGAGGAAUUAAAAUUUAAUCCAUUUCCAGCACCAAACAGAAUGUCUUUGGAUGUGUUAAAAACAUGAUCCGGAAAGGAAAAAGGAUGCUGUACUUGUGAAGUAAUCCCAGGAAGCCAGAACAGACCAUGUUCAAGUGACAACUGCUUCUUAAUGUGUCUGUGUGAGUUAGUCUAUUUCCUCCUCUUCCCGAGCAAGGCUUUCUUUGUCAAAUUACGUUUCUCCAGCAAGAUGUCAUUUGGGAUCAACACUGUUUUGUUACAAAUUCACUGUCCCAUCAUAAAAACCUGUGAGAACCUUCCAUUUGGGAAUCACUUUUUUGAACCUACUGCCUGUGGUUUCCUUCCCCUGGCGUUUCUUAGCGAUGCCACCUGUAUGAUCACUGGGCUUCUGUUUCUCCAGAUUCCAUCAGCUCCUAUAGCUCAUUUCUAACCCAAAGCAACAUCAUAGCAAUUUCCAGAGCACUCAGACGAGAUGGCAGAGGUUGUAACCUGAGAUGGGGAACAACUUGUGUGAGCAGAUGAACAGGAAGGAACACAAAGCCCAGUAAUUAUGCAUGUACAGUAGUGUGCGCUUACAUACACUUACUGGAGAGACCGUGUGUCCCAAUGGACUGAACACUGUAUUGCAGGUCAGGAACUCCAGAGUCCUGCUCCCAGUACCAUCAUUGAUUCACUGUGUGCAAGUCUCUUAGCCGCUCUUUGCCUCAGUUUCUCCAUCUGCAAAAUUGGGAUCGUAAUCAUUCCCUGUGAGAAGAUGUGCCCCCAAUGCAUUCAUGAUGCAAGGUGUUAUACAAAUGCUAAGUAUGGUGGUCAUGUGUGAAGACCAAGGGAGAUACAUGCACAAAGCUGAAUUGUUUCCAAAUUCAUUGUUCUUUCCACACGCCUCAGGAGAUUUACCUAAGCAGAUUUGUAAAUGUCAUGAGACUCUAUCCACUUCAAUCCCUUGAGCAGUUUGAAGCUGUUGUGGUCAUUUCUUUUCCCACAGAUUCUCCUUUUUUUAAAAAUUUUGCACUAUGUUUUGAUUCUGAUUUGCUUUAUAUCGCUUCACAAGCUAGUUACAUGCAGUAGAUUUCAGAAUUCAAUGCUAGCAUUUUUAAUAAUGAGCAACAGCAACAUGGGUGCUUAGAUUGGUCUGUCUCGAUCAGUGAGGGACUCCUGAAUAGCCUGCUUGCUUUUGAAGCUCUCUAAACAAUUCAUGCUCAAAAAACAAAACAAAAAAAAAGAAGUAAGAUGUUUUCUGAGGUUAUCUUUUUGUUUUGUUUUUUAAAAUAUUAUUUGGUGCUUGUUCUUAAUUGCAAGCUGGGCUUGCAAAAAUAUUUAUCUUUCUGUUUAUUUGAAAGAGGUCUGGUUUAGAAAAAAGUUUAUUUUGUUUUAUUUUUUUAUUUUUCUUUUGUUUUUUUAAAGAUGAGCUUGAUCAACCCAAUGGUUUUAUUUUGUCAUUGCAUAACACAAAACCAGGGUGUGUUCAGUGCUGCAUAGCAGCCCGUGUCCUGCCUGAAGAGCGGUUAGGUACAAGUGAUUCCGGCUGGAGAGCUGCCUUCAAGGCAAAGUAUCUCCAGGCCAGACAAAAAUUUGGGAAGAGAGGCAGUGUUUUUUGUCUGGAACCUUGCUGGCCCUCCAUUUUCUUGUUUAAACAGGUUUGUGUUAUAUAUUCCCAUACCUCUUUGAGGCAAGGUAAAAAGCCAAAUUUUGCUCUUGGUGUACGGGCCUCAUUCGCUGCCAUUGGAAAUCAAUGGGUGUCUCUCCAUUGGCUUCAGCGGGCAUUGGUUCAUGCCCUAAAGCUGGAGUGUGGUUUUUAGAAAUAGGAAAAAACAACAGCCACAGCUAAUUUAAAGAACCUCUGCCCUAAUAUUCGCCUGCUUGUGAAAGUGAAUGUGCUAAAAGGAAAUUUUGGAACCCAGUCCAGUGUAUGGCAUGGUUACCGAUUUGUACACAGAACUGAGCUCGCUAAUAUUUUUGAAGGAUUCCAUUUAGUUUGUAGGAGCGUUUGCCCGUGUGAGUGCUUUCUUCUGCCCCAGUGGUCCAUCUCUUCUCCCCAAAGCCAGCACUUCUUGAACUUACAAAACAGCACUCCUGAAUAGAGGCACAUCACCCAAGGGCAGUGGGGAUGAAACCAUGGCUGAAUUGCUUGUCUCUCUAGUCCUGUUGUAAAUAGAAUGGCAUUCAGUGAACUGUAUAAACUCAGUCUGUAUUUCACCAAGCGGUUGGCUGCCCAUGUUAUCAAAUUUAUUUGUGUUUGUACUGUGGUGAACAGAAACCCUUUGUCAUUGGAGGGUACAAAUUGCUGUGUGAUUUGAUUAUAUUAGAUUAAAGCCUGUAGUCCCACCUUCCUCUUUCCUCCAUUUUCUUUCAUUUUUAGGGAACUGAAGGUUUUUAUUUUUCAUCCAUUUUGCUCAAGUUUUCCUUGAUAGGUUGGAACUCGUCCAUGGAGAUGGAUUCCCACUCUGAUCCCUGCAGAUUAUCCAGCAUUACCCAGUUAGUGCACGGUCCCAGGUGUAGUGUUAAGUGGGUCAGUUUUUGCAGCACCAAUGUUUUAUUAAUUUCCUUUCCUGGCCUUAAUUAAUGAAUUAUGUUUGUUCCACUUCCAUGCUUGGCAUCUAACUCGUGUUUGUUGAGUGCACUUUAUUUCUUAGCGCGAACCUGACAUCCCACUGGGCUUCUAAGGCCUGGGUCCUCUCAAAAGUCACCCACUACGUAUCGUGCUGCGGCUGUGCAUGACAGCCCGGUUCAGAAGUGGCUGCAUGAAUUCCGUACUGGUGCGGGGAUAAGAUUAAUUUGCAAGGAGCUGCAGUUUGAGCUCCCUUCGCUAGUUUGUCAUUGAUGGGAGAGUCAUAUCUCCCUUAGGCCUGUGUCAAGGCUUGGCAUGGUAACUGUUACUACACAGUAGAAGGAGCUUCAGUGAAUAGCAUAGUGGGAGAUGCAAUUUCGGCAUGAAAUAUAUCAGGUGGUCAGUAUUAGGGAACUUCUGGCCACACCAGCAAUCUGUGAUCAGACUGCAGCUGUAGCAAACGGUCUGUAGAAUCAAAGGGAUUGCCUGGGAUUUGAUGUCAGCAUCUUUUAAAUGAAGUGAUCAUCUCAAUAUAUAAGUUUCUAUGUUGUUCAAUGCCAUAAAGUGCUUUAAAUGGAAUCUGUCUUGUCACUUCUUUGCUGCUUUUUGGUUAUUUUGAGACAAUCAGACGAAUUCCUUCCCCUCCCCAUCCCUAGUACAAUCUGGGAAGGAGAUUAGAUGUUACAAAAUAUUUAAGUGUGAAGUCUGCAUAAUUUAGACUUUGAAGAGAUUUAGGAGCCGUGGUGGGAAAGAAUCUUUCCAAAUUAUGUUUUUUAGCCCAAAGUUCAGAAAGUAUGAAUUUUACCUCUGUCCCCUUGGAAAUGUAGUGAGCUGAGAACCCUCUCUUUCCUUGUGGGAUUCAUCUAUUACUCAGCCUUUUGGUUAAUUCCUUCGGAAACCUAACCCAGCUCCCUAGCCUGGAAGACUCAUCUUACAUGUGACGCUGGAGGAAAAUCAAGAGCAGCAAUGCUGCCAGAGGGUUAGGUGGGGAAGGAGGGAUUGGCUUCCCAUGGGGUAAAUUAGAGAUACGGCAUUGGCAUCGAUAUCACCUCCCUAGCAAGGGUGGAGAAUGCUGUGUAAAGAGCAACACUUCCAUUGAAGUCUCACUUUCUAUCUCCUCUUUCUCUAGUAAGAAACCCAGAGUAAGGGGUAUAGCCAAUGAGUGAAGUGCAAUGAGGCUAUUUCCCUGAACUAAGCUCUUUACUAUACAGAACACCCAUGGACCUCAUAGGCUAUGUCUCUGGGAUGGGAGCACUUGCUUUCAGUUGAGAUGGCCGGAGCUUUUCACUACACACAGCUCUUGAAGUCUGACCACAGGUAUAAAUUUAGAUUGGUCUGAUUUAUAGUUUCUUUCAUGGGUAUUUGUAGAGUCUGGUAAUCUUCACAUCUUCUUUGGGUUCCUAAAACACCCUGAAGCUUUCACUGAUCCAGUCCACUAUGCCAGAGAGCCUUGAAGACAUCAGGCUAGGGAGAGCGUAGUGGGUGCCAAAUCUCAUGGGAGUUGUCUGGGAUAGCUGGAUAGUUGGGCAAGGGAAGACUGGUCAGAGGUGGCAACAAAGGAUUUGAUUGCCCCUUUAAACUUAGCAUAACAUUCCUUGUUAACCAGAACUCUGGAAACUAUUCUGCCUGCUGGCCAGGUUUGUAAACUUAAAAUAAUUUAAGUUAACCUAUGAAAUAAAUCAUCCCCAAGUACUCGUAAUUCUUAUUUUAUUUGUCAGAAGGGGCAGCGAUCCAUGAUUAGUUCUCUAUCCAGUGAUCUCGCUAAGUUUUAAAGAUAGGCAAGCUGAACUGGUUUAGUCUUGGACCUCUCAUGCUCUUGAGUAAUCGGAAGACCACUAUCAGUGUACCUUUUAGGGUCUCAUUGCCUUUUCCCUGCACAUGCACUUCACUGACAUUGAAGUUCAGCCCUAAAGUAUUCUGCUUCCGUUGCCUGGAGGGAAAAAAGGGUGUGGUUCGCUGCUUUGCAUACAGCAGUAAGCUUUGUGUGUAUUUUUAAGAGUCUAUACAUACGGAUCACAUUCACACUCUUACGUAUUUUUGACUCUGUUCCUUAUUGAUAAUAAACACUGACUCAGAACAUCCAUGUCCAGUUCAGUUUGCCUAUGGUUAAAGUUUAGCCUCGUGUUUAUUUUUUACUAAUCUGGAAUGCACUAGAGCAAUCCACAGAAUGUAGAGGAUGUGCGUUAUAAUAACACUCUAUACCUCUGCAUCCAGUUCUGGGGGGAUUUUUUAUGCUUUGCAUUUUUUCAUGUUGAAUCUGUAAAAUAAAUAAAAAUAAAAAAGUUUAAACGUUGCAAAAAUGAAAUUUAAAAAAUAGGGUAAAACAAUAAUUGCUGUAUGUUAAUUUGUAAUUAUGUAAAAAGUGAGCAGGUUAUUGACUGUAAAUUCUUCAGUUUUUCUGUAAUUUGCCAGAAACCAUCAGGUUUUGUAACAAGCUUUUAUUUAUCUUCCUUUCUAGUUAGCAGCAGCAUCCUCUUGUAAAGUCAUUUUUUUUUCCUCUAAAUAAAUUUGAUUUUAAGUCUGA